AUGACUGUCACUAGCACGGUGAUGCAGAACCGCCGGGCUCAUGCCUCCGGAAAGCGCCCGCUGCGACUGCCCAUCAUCGCCCCCAAGGAGGAUUCCCCCAGCAAAUUAGAGAGUGGCCUGAUUGCUCCUCCACGCAUCCGCCUACCUCCGCGAUCAAGAACUGGUUGCUGGUAUGUCUAUCAAUGCACUCGUCUAGGCCACAGCUGCGACUACCGCCCUCGACUGGCUUUUCGCGAUGACACCCCUCGCAUUAUGGGCCGCAUGGCCGACGUAAAAACCGAUGGAAACAUCGUUUGGGAUCUUUCCUCCCCGCCUCUCUGUGAGGAGAAGGCCGAUUAUUUCUCCUGCAAGGAGGCUCUUCCCGUCUUCGCCCUCCUCACCUCUGACGAGGACAGGGAAAAGAAGGCUGAGGGCAGCAGCCCUGGCACUUUUCAUGUUGUCGUCACUCCGGAUAGCUUCUCGAACUUGCCUGAAUAUUCAGAUGAUGGCGAGAGGUCACGGUCGAACGGCGCGCCGGAGUCUGUAAGCUCUGUGGCGACGAGUCCCAUUAGCGGGAUUGUGAAGUCCGAGGGCACUGGUAUCAUAGGUGAAGAUCCCAACGUGGUCAUUUUGAAGACCUUUGAAGAUACAACGCGCCGAUCUUCGUCAACGGGGCGAAUGGCGCAGAUUUCGCCUACGUCGGAAAUCUCGGAUCCUUUCUGCUCCCUCUCUCUUUCUCCUAUUCUUGACUCUCUCCCUUCUCCUGUUAUCUUCGACAAUGAUCAACCGUCUUUCAUUGUUGAGAGUUGCUUAGAUCAACAUCAACCAAGCCAGGACUCAACACUCUUUGCUCAUUUUCGACAUGUUGUUUGGAAACAACUUUUUCCCCACGACCGUGGUCAAGAUGAUUCAUUCGGGUUAGAAACUCACGGCUUGACCCUGAGUGUCGACUUUCUCGAGCGCGAGGCGGCUCAUUUCCCUCCUCUUUCUCAUGCCAUAAUGGCCGUGUCAGCUCUCAGUCUGUCACACAGCGGCACCGGACAGAGUCUCGACGCGUUGCAGUAUUACCAGCAGGCAUUUCCAUCUCUCCAGAUGAGUCUCCGCAACAACGAUGACCUCGUCUCCGAUGGACUAUUCCUCACCCAUUUCCUCCUUCUGAUCUACGAGGUCGCUGCAGCCGAACCCCAUGGCUCAAAUCUCUGGUCCCAUCACAUCUCCCGCCUCCUUCACAUCACUUUCCUCCGCCGCAACCAAUAUGGACGCGAACCCCACCCAUUCAUCCUAUGGUGGAUCUGUCACAUCGAUCUCUACGCUCUCCUCAGCGGGGCGGGAACCGGAGAAUUCGUCCGAGCCAUCAUUGACCACCAAAUGCUCCCGGGAUCCGACUGUCUCCUCUACCCAUCCGCAACAGAAGGAUACAGUGUUAUCUACGCCGGUGAGCACGAGAGUCUACCAACCAUCAUGCGCCUCUACGCCGAUACAUUCAAAUUAACGGCUCGCCUCGGUUUCCUCGCAACUCAACUCCGUCAAGAUAAACAAUCCCUCCCCUAUCCCGAAUUCAACCAGCGAUCAAAAGAAAUCGCCGAUCUCCGCCAGUCAUUCUCCCGACUCUGGGAAGCUCCCGAUGUAACAUUCUGGUCCCAACACCAAGAGCUCGGACAAGGACAAGGAGUAGGACUCCCACGCCGCUCCCAAGAAAUUCUCCAGCAAUCCGCAACCCUUUUCCACGCCAGCCAAUUAUUUUCAUACAGCAGUAUGUGGCCCGGCCAACGACUAGAAUCCGAAUUCAGCCCAGACGGCGAAAUCGAUCACCACGCGUCUGAAAUUCUUCAAAUCGCCGAACGAACGACUCACACGCGUCGCGCUGAUCGGCAUUUCCUCGUUUUCCCCUUGUUCCUCGCUGGCGCGACUGCUUCGGCGAGUGGAUUGAAAAUGAUGGCUAUGGAGUUGAUGACGGGCAUGGAGGAUGAGGAGGAUGGGAUGGGGAGAAACGCGGCGACUACGAGGGCUAUCUUACAGACUGUUUAUGAGAGACAGCUUGAGAGGCUUAUGAGGGUUGGACAUACUUUGGAUGUGGAUUGGGCUGAUCUUAUGGCUCAGGAGGGGUUGCAGAUGGUUAAUUUUGGUUUUUAA
Messenger RNA from Penicillium waksmanii, 2112 nucleotides. RefSeq lists its product as uncharacterized. Gene Ontology annotation, molecular function: transcription cis-regulatory region binding; DNA-binding transcription factor activity. The transcript is spliced from 5 exons. The record is from RefSeq and is a predicted model, not a curated record. Gene Ontology annotation, biological process: positive regulation of transcription by RNA polymerase II. The coding region runs from base 1 to 2112 and encodes 703 amino acids. Gene Ontology annotation, cellular component: nucleus. Lineage: Eukaryota; Fungi; Ascomycota; Eurotiomycetes; Eurotiales; Aspergillaceae.